GCGCUGAGUGCCCCCGGGCCGGGUUUGCUAGGAAAUGAAGCCCUCGGCCGGCGGGCGGGCCUGGGUGUGACCGCGGAAACGCACCCCUUGUCGCCCUGACGGCUCCGGAACCACAGGAGGAAGUGCUCUGCCCGAGGCCAGAGCAGCCGCCGAGGCAGGAAGCCCCCGCCCCCCAGCCCCUCCGUUCGUCAGAGAGCUCAGCCCUGAGGAUGGAGGCAGGAGGAGGGGUCUCCACAGCCACGGCCCCCCACGCCGCCCCCGAGGGGCCAGAAGAUGGGCCUGGCGGCUGCUCCCCAGAGCUGCCCAGCACAGACCCAGGGAAACUGCAGGCGCUGCCCAUCGGGCCCGGAGCCCCCCGUGCGGCCCCUGCCCCGAGGAGCCCUGGCGGCCAGGCUGCUGUGAGCCCCGCCAAGAUCCCUAACCGGGACAGCGGGAUCGACAGCCCGACCCGCAGCGCGCCCGCCGGGCCCUUCUCCUGCCAGGAGGGCAGCGAGGCGGGGGGCCCCACCCUCCUGGCACUGCACCCCGAGGCGGCCCCAGGCAGCAACACCACCCGGAAGGAGGCCAACAGCGACAUGGGCCAGGACGGCGGCCAGGAGCCAGCGUCGGAGAGCAGCCCCCCGGGGGCCUGUGCAGACCUGGCCAAGCGCUCCAGGUCCCAGGAGCUGCUCCACAUCGCCCAGGAGCUCCUGCACACCGAGGAGACCUACGUGAGGCGGCUGCACCUGCUAGACCAGGUCUUCUGCACCCAGCUGACAGAAGCAGGGGUCCCUCCGGAAGUCACCACAGGCGUCUUCUCUAACAUCUCCUCCAUCUACCGCUUCCACGAGCAGUUCCUCCUGCCCGAGCUGCAGACGAGGAUCACAGAGGAGUGGGACAUGAACCCUCGGUUCGGGGACAUCCUGCAGAAGCUGGCCCCGUUCCUCAAGAUGUACGGCGAGUACGUCAAGAACUUUGACCGGGCGGUGGAGCUGGUGAGCACCUGGACCCAGCGCUCGCCCCUGUUCCGGGACGUGGUGCACAGCAUCCAGAAGCAGGACGUGUGCGGGAGCCUGACGCUGCAACACCACAUGCUGGAGCCCGUGCAGAGGGUCCCCCGCUACGAGCUGCUGCUCAAGGACUAUCUGAAGCGGCUCCCGGCAGACGCCCCGGACCGGCGGGACGCGGAGAAGUCCUUGGAGCUCAUCUCCACAGCCGCCAGCCACUCCAACGCCGCCAUCCGGAAAACGGAGAAAAUGCACAGGCUUCUGGAAGUGUACGAGCAGCUGGGCGGGGAGGAGGCCGUGGUCAACCCGGCCAACGAGCUGGUCAAGGAGGGCCCCAUCCAGAAGCUGUCAGCCAAGACGGGCGCCGCCCAGGACCGCCACCUCUUCCUGUUCAACAGCCUGGUCCUCUACUGCGCGCCCAAACCGCGGCUCCUGGGCCAGAAGCUCAGCGUCCGGGAGAAGAUGGACAUUUCCGACCUCCAGGUGCAGGACACCAGCAAGCCGCCAGCAGCCCCCACGUUCACCCUCACGGGAAGGAGCCGGGCCCUGGAGCUGCGCGCCCGGACGGAAGAGGAGAAGAAAGAAUGGAUUCAGGUCAUCGAAGCCACCAUCUCGAAGCAUAAACAGAACAGCCAGACCUUCAAGGCCUUCAGCGCCGCCUUCAGCCAAGACGAGGACCCCUCCCAGACUCCAGAGCCCCCUACGACGAGUGCCAGCUUUGAGGAGCCUGUGGUGGCCGCCGACAACAGAGGGGGUGCUGCAGAGCUCGAGCCCAAGAGGGGGUCCUCCAAGAUCAGGCGGGACAAGGAGAAGCAGAGCUGCAAGGGCUGUGGCGAGACGUUCAACUCCAUCACCAAGAGGAGGCACCACUGCAAGCUGUGUGGGGCGGUCAUUUGUGGGAAGUGCUCCGAGUUCAAGGCAGAGAGCGGCAGGCAGAGCCGAGUCUGUGGAGAGUGUUUCCUGACACAGCCAGUGGCCCCAGCGAGCACCAGCCCCAGGGCGCCUGCGGAGCCCCAGCAGAGCGUGGAGGACAGUGAGCCGCCACCCGCCCUGCCCCCUCUGGCUGCACAGUGAGUGCCGGACCUGCGGAGACGCUGCUGGCACCGGGACUGUGCGGCAGGCCUGGCAGGCCUGUGCCUGAGCAUCCCAGCCACUGAGCUGCAGCCGAGGUGGCUGGGAGCCCUGAGCGUGGUCGCCGUGGGGACCGGGCCCGGCCCGGCCAGCCCGGGGCCUGUAGCUCUGGCCCGUGGACCGGGAGCUGAGCCUUGGCCAUGGCCCUGCUCUGCAGUCGCCCCUGCAGGGCCCGUGCUCACCUGAAGGUGGCCCCGGAGAUGAAGUGUGCCCACUGCGGAGGGGCUGGCGCCGCAGGAGGGUGGCCACCUGCCCAGAGUCACCUGGCACAUCUCGGGAAAGAGCCCGGCCUCCGCCCUCAGGCCAGCGGCGAGGCCCAGGAAGGACACAGGGCGACUGUGUGCGGGGGCGCUGGCAGGAGAAGGGAGGGCCGGACAGGGCCUGGGGACACCUGGUGGACGUGCAGUCGUGCAUCCCUCUGGCCCCUGCCCGCCUGUCUACACCGUCUGCACAUGGGAGCUGAGCCGCCACCAGCCCGACUCCACUCCUCCUCUGCGCACCCCGGCUCCCAGGUGCCCGCACCCCACCGCCCCGUGUGGAGCCGCUCGUGAGGCCGGCCCGCCAGGAGGGGUGCGCUCCUGAGCAGCCUCAUGAGAAACUCGAGGGGGGCCCUCCAGUGCCACACGGGCGCCUGAGAGUGGUUCCUGGAGGGGUGGGCAGAGCUUGUCUGGGUGAAUAAAUGCUGGCAGCCAGCAGGUGA
Molecule: messenger RNA, 2817 nt
Organism: Myotis daubentonii (Daubenton's bat)
Lineage: Eukaryota; Metazoa; Chordata; Mammalia; Chiroptera; Vespertilionidae
Gene: FGD3
Product: FYVE, RhoGEF and PH domain containing 3
Biological process (GO): filopodium assembly; cytoskeleton organization
Cellular component (GO): cytoplasm
Molecular function (GO): metal ion binding; guanyl-nucleotide exchange factor activity
Source: RefSeq, a predicted model, not a curated record